Chinchilla lanigera (long-tailed chinchilla) is the source of this 1436-nucleotide messenger RNA. It is a transcript of the gene Taldo1, whose product is annotated as transaldolase 1. Lineage: Eukaryota; Metazoa; Chordata; Mammalia; Rodentia; Chinchillidae. Gene Ontology annotation, biological process: pentose-phosphate shunt; pentose-phosphate shunt, non-oxidative branch; carbohydrate metabolic process. The record is from RefSeq and is a predicted model, not a curated record. The coding region runs from base 16 to 1266 and encodes 416 amino acids. Gene Ontology annotation, cellular component: intracellular anatomical structure; cytoplasm. The transcript is spliced from 7 exons. Gene Ontology annotation, molecular function: transaldolase activity.
UCCAAGGGUGCUGCUAUGUUCGACCACAGCGUGCGCCAGCGGAGCACGGCUGACUGGAUGAAGCUCCGCAGGGGUGGCUGGGUCACGGGGCGCUGCUUUGUUAGGAGACGGGGCGCAGGGCGUGUGGCCUCGCCGAGCCGGACCUCCACCCCACCGCUAGACUCUGCCGCCGGGAACCGCCUCACCCUGCGCCCCACUCGGGGCGGGUCCCGCCUCCAGGGGCGUGUCCCGUCUCCAGGGGCGUGUCCCGUCUCCAGGGGCGUGUCCCGGCCCGAGCGGGCGUGUCUCCCCGGCAGGGUUCGUCUCCCACCGCUCCGAUUGGCCCGGCCGCGCGGGGCAUUCUGGGACCCCCGCGCUCCAGUUGCCGCGUCUCGCCAUGUCGGGCUCCCCGGUGAAGCGGCAGAGGAUGGAGUCCGCGCUGGACCAGCUCAAGCAGUUCACCACAGUGGUGGCCGACACGGGCGACUUCCACGGUCACAAGAGGACCAGAUAAAAAACGCUAUUGAUAAACUUUUUGUGUUGUUUGGAGCAGAAAUACUGAAGAAGAUUCCAGGUCGUGUAUCCACAGAAGUAGAUGCAAGGCUCUCCUUUGAUAAGGACGCCAUGGUGGUCCGAGCCAGGCGCCUCAUCGAGCUGUACAAGGAGGCUGGAGUUGGCAAGGACAGAAUUCUCAUUAAGUUGUCAUCCACCUGGGAGGGAAUCCAGGCUGGAAGGGAACUAGAGGAGCAGCAUGGCAUCCACUGCAACAUGACGCUGCUCUUCUCCUUCGCCCAGGCCGUGGCCUGUGCUGAGGCGGGCGUGACACUCAUCUCCCCCUUUGUGGGACGCAUCCUCGACUGGCAUGUGGCGAACACAGACAAGAAAUCCUAUGAGCCCCUGGAGGAUCCUGGGGUCAAGAGUGUCACCAAAAUCUACAACUACUACAAGAAGUUUGGUUACAAGACCAUUGUCAUGGGUGCCUCCUUCCGAAACACGGGCGAGAUCAAGGCUUUGGCCGGCUGUGACUUCCUCACCAUUUCUCCCAAGCUCCUGGGCGAGUUGCUCAAGGAUAGCACCAAGCUGGUGCCCAUGCUCUCAGCCAAGGCGGCCCUGGCCAGUGACUUGGAAAAGAUACACCUGGAUGAGAAGUCUUUCCGCUGGCUGCACAAUGAGGACCAGAUGGCCGUGGAGAAGCUGUCUGAGGGGAUCCGGAAGUUUGCUGCCGACGCUGUGAAGCUGGAGCGGAUGCUGACAGAAAAAAUGUUCAGUGCAGAGAACGGGAAGUAGCAUGCAUCGCAGCGAGUGGACCCCAGGCCUUUGCUGCCCGUGACUGGAGUCCCAGCUGUGCAAGGCUUUGUGGAAUCUUGUGUUUUUUAGCAACUGGGACAGGGAUGGAUCAUAGGUUUCUGAUUUUAUGUAAAACUUCGCCUAAUGCAUUAAAGCAGUUGCUUUUCCUG